AUGGCGUCUCAAACCUCGGCGGUGGCGGGUUAUAAACAGCCUUCUGUUGAGGACGUUUCGGAAAAGAAGAACCAUGACCGAAAAUCCGGAAAAUUCUCGGUGCCUUAUGGUGCUUCUUUGCUAGCUAUCAAGGAUGAGAAUCUUCAGCAAGCAAUCAUUCAUGCUCGUCAAAAUAUUACUGAGUCAUGGCUCAAAAAUGAGUUGAAGAAUGCGACAGCGAAGGAUAUAGUUGCAUACCGGAAGCAGCUCAGCUCGGAGCGCCAGAUUGAAAAGAUCAGCCUCGAGGUGGCAAAGAACUUUCCACUGGGAAAGCGGAAGACCACAGGAGACGUUACCAGCCAGAUUCGUGCAAAUCCAGAAGUUAUCGAGUUCUUCAUUGAGUAUGCGCUUGAUGAGUGCAUGCGCAAGAUAGAAUCUUCCUCGAGUAAGAAGCGCGCAGAGAUAGAGCGCAUCCUUAGCGUUCAAAAGGAACAAGGUAACGAAUAUGAAAUCUUGGGUAUUAAUGAGAAGAUCACGCGUGCCCAACUACUGCAGCAACGUCGGGAGAUUCUAUCAGCUGUGCAUCCAGAUAAAAAUGAAGAUCUCGAAGCCAAUAACUGCACUCAAGCGGUCAACAAUGCGCUCGAUAAAUUGCUUGAGAAGAACCAGAAAUGGUACGAGCCACCGGAUGGACGGUCCCAAAAUCCGAGAGAACACCAGGAUAUGUUUGGGCCUGGAGCGUUUGGAUCAGAGACCGAGGAUAGCGAUGAAGAGGAUCCUGUGAAGAAACACAUACCGGAUAUCCCGGAGGAGAUCAAGAGAAUCCACAAACAUAUCAGCAAAUAUAUUAAUCCGUACUUCUCUACACUUGAAGAAGAUUUCCCAGAGAUACCAGAUGGUGUCAGGAAGGCCAACAACAAAAUCAAGAGGUUAAACUCUGAUGCGUCGAGACCGAUUGAGGCGUACUUGGUGACGAAAGCUGUUCUGCAUGCGUUAAGGAAAGAACAGAUCCGUUUGGUCGAGGUUCUACAGAAAGAGGGUGCUAAGGAAGCCGAGAAGCAGCUCCCAGUACUUCGGCAAUCGUAUCUCAAGACCAGUAAGCUUCGGGAGCACCAAUGGCCGGAAAGCUGGGGAGAGGUCAUGGAGGAAGCCAUUCGUGGGAGACUCAACGAAGCCUACCAAGACAACCCCCCAUCAGAGGAAGGGGGAGAACACUCGGACACGGAUAUGAGCGACUCAGCGAAUGGUAGCACAUCUUUGACCACGCUGGGGUCGGACACUGGCGUUCACUCCAAACUGAUGGUUGUACGGCCUAUCACGAAGCUCAAGCCUGGCAACACCCUUCUAGGAGAUAAGAUACUGGGAUACCGGCCGAUGAAACGAUACAACCGCUACGAGGGUCAGUAUGUCACCAGUAGCAUGAAAUUCUUUGUUCAGAAUCCCGAGUCUGAGGUUUUCAAUAUCUAUUCAGCAACAGAUAUAGGGCAAGAAGCCGCGCUGGCCUACCACCGUCUUGCAGAUGAAGAAAAGAACGACGUCGCUAGAUACUUGGAAGGUGUUAAAAAUGGCGAAAUUACUCCAGAUGCAUACAAUGGGAUACUUGGAGUAUGUGCCAAAGAGUCGGUCUACGAGAUGACUGAUCGUUUCCCUGAAACGUGGGUACACAUUGCAGUGAAAGGAGACGACGACUCUUCCAAGGCCAAAAUCAUCAACAGGACAGCAUUCCGCGAGUUGGUGGACAAUGCCGACAAAGAGAUAGAUUCAUUCUAUGUAAGAAUCGGCGUUGAGCCACCGUGGUCCACUACGCCCUACCCGGAUCCUCGGAACAACGUACGUUACAUGUCCCUUGCGUACCCAGCUCCCAGGCGUAAAGCUCUGGAACGUCACGAUAGACGCGUACUCAAGGCAGCGCCUUUCAAUCAGGGGAUGGGAUCAUUUGGACAAAACUUGAUCGACGACAGCCCAAGACGUGUGGCAAGGUCAUACCAUGAUGAGCCUGAAACGUCGGACCAUGGUAGAGGAGAUCAUAGGCUUAUCCGCGCUUUCGAACGGCUUACGGUUAUGUUUGAGGAACAACAAAGGGAACAACGAAGGCACCGGGAAUUGUUGGAAUCGACCCUUCCCAGACUCAUCGAAGAUAGGUAG
This is a messenger RNA of Fusarium poae, 2124 nucleotides long. RefSeq lists its product as uncharacterized. The record is from RefSeq and is a predicted model, not a curated record. The coding region runs from base 1 to 2124 and encodes 707 amino acids. The transcript has 2 exons. Lineage: Eukaryota; Fungi; Ascomycota; Sordariomycetes; Hypocreales; Nectriaceae.